AUGGCCCCGACCCUCAGUGAAAUGACACCGGCGGAGGCCGAAUCCGUCUACUUCAAUGAAUAUCCACCCCCGAAAAAUCUCCCAAAUCAUGAAGCGCUCGCCCGAGCAUUCAUUGACCUCCACGUCGAAGCGAACCGGCGCGUGGCCCUGGUGACCUCGGGAGGCACAACCGUGCCGCUCGAAGCGCAGACGGUGCGGUUCAUUGAUAAUUUCUCCGCCGGUACCCGCGGCGCCACGUCCGCCGAGUAUUUUCUGGAGCAAGGGUAUGCGGUGAUCUUUCUACAUCGCCAGUACAGCCUCCUGCCGUACUCGCGUCAUUACAGCCACUCGACGAACUGUUUCUUGGACUUCAUGGACGAGGCGCCGUCGAACUCGGACCAGGGACAUAUCGUCGUGCGCGACGAGUAUCAAAAUGAGAUGCGCGAUGUGCUGCGCAAGUACCGCUACGCCAAGCAGAACAAUCUGCUUCUCCUACUACCGUUCACCACUGUUGCGGAGUACAUGUUCGAGCUGCGGUCGCUGGCGAAAUUGAUGCGACCACUCGGCGCCAACGCGCUCUUCUACCUGGCUGCGGCCGUCAGCGACUUUUUCAUCCCGCGCAGCCGCAUGGCGGAACAUAAGAUCCAGUCCAUGGAGGUGCCUGCCCAUUUCGACAGAGAGGACGAUAUCUACACUGGCGAGAACGAGGAUCAACCAUCAACGCAGCGGAAAAAGCUCGUCAUCGACCUGGACCCCGUCCCCAAGUUCCUGCACCGCUUAGUCGACGGCUGGGCGCCGGACGGGAGCAUGGUCAUCUCCUUCAAGCUGGAGACCGACCCGGGCUUACUAGUCUACAAGUCCCGCACAGCGCUCCAGCGAUACUCGCACCACCUAGUCAUCGGCAAUCUGCUCUCAACCCGGAAAUGGGAGGUGGUCUUCAUAACCCCCGAUCCGCCGCAUGAGCGCUGGAUCCGCGUACCCAAGGCGCGGCGGAGCAAGAGCAUCUCCGGUGUCGAGGACCAGGUCGGCUUGGCGGAGGCUAGGAGGCUGAAUGUCUCGGUGCCGGCCCCAGAUGCAGAGGUGGAGGCGAACCCCGUUGCUGCUGAGCAAGGGAAGAGUCGCGAUGGGAUCGAGAUUGAGAGCUUGAUUAUCCCGGAGCUGGUUAAGAUGCAUACAAAGAUGGUGGAGAAGAAGGCACAGCGAGAUCAUCAAUGA
Messenger RNA from Penicillium lagena, 1194 nucleotides. Its product is annotated as phosphopantothenate--cysteine ligase CAB2. Gene Ontology annotation, cellular component: cytoplasm; nucleus. Bases 1 to 1194 code for a protein of 397 amino acids. The record is from RefSeq and is a predicted model, not a curated record. The transcript has a single exon. Gene Ontology annotation, molecular function: phosphopantothenate--cysteine ligase activity. NCBI's taxonomy places the organism in Eukaryota, Fungi, Ascomycota, Eurotiomycetes, Eurotiales, Aspergillaceae. Gene Ontology annotation, biological process: coenzyme A biosynthetic process.